AGUCCCUGGAGCAGAUCUGGCGCCCCUUGUCCUCGCGCCCCGCGAGCACCCCUUCAUACAAAGACAGUACCCACAAGUCCACAUCUAUCGUCUCUCGCAAAAGCCAUGGAAGUCUUUGCCUCCCCCAAGCCCGAGGAAUCCCAAGAGGAAGAUAAGCAGGAAAAACAAGAGGAGGGGGGAGCCAGGGAAGGCUGGCAGCCUGGGGAAGUUGCUCCACCUUCUUCUUCCCAGGACCCCGAACCCGAAGUAGCUGACUCCCUUAAGGAGGAAAGGGAGUCGGCACCCGAGCCCCUGUCCAGGGAUGGUACCCCGCCUCAGAGCCCCGGAUCUGGAGAGAGAGCCUCUGGAGCACCCUCAGCAGACGCUGCAGUUAGCCCUGCCCCUUCAGAACCAAGUUCAGAAGGUCCUCAGCUGAGGCCAGGUCCACAGGGCCUUACUUCACCUAUCACACCUGAACAGGACAGUCAUGCAAUUUCUGUGGCUGGGGAGCCUCAUCCUAGCUGUUCAGAACAAGUUCCUUAUGAAAGGGAAGCAACUCUCCACUUAACUGGAUCAGAGGAAUCCUCCUCUUACCUUUCCCAACAACCCCAGCAUCUUCCCCAGGACCUGAAUCAGAACAUCAAUCCACCAGAAGAACAAGCAGAUGCAGACAGUUUUCAUCAUGAUGAAUCCAACAGUAAUUCUGAUCUCAAUCAGCUAGAACUUGGCCUGACGCAAAAGGGUGCACCUGAACCUGCUGCACCUAGUAAACUAGAGAUUGCUGCCCAGAAUGCUAAGGCAUAUCUGCUGAAGAAAAGUAGCAAGUCUGGCCUAAAUCUUUACGAUCAUUUUUGUGAGAUACUGACUAGAAUUUUAGAUCAACGUCCUGAAAAUGUCGUUGACAUCAUUGAAAAUAUCAGUCAAGAUGUGAAAAAGGCUCACUUUAAUAAGAAACUGGACACACUCCAAGAUGAACAUGAGGUACCUUUGGCAUAUGAACUAGCAGAGAAGCAAAAAGCACUUUUUCUCCAAGGAAAUUUAGAAGGUGAUCAAGAACAGGAAGAUGAAAUAGCAGAAACCCCUUUUCCAAAUAUAAUGGAAUCAGCUUUCUAUUUUGAACAAGCCGGAGUUGGGUUGAGUACAGAUGAAACCUACCGCAUUUUUCUUGCCCUCAAACAGCUCACUGACACACAACCAAUACACACAUGCCGCUUCUGGGGGAAAAUCUUGGGUCUAGAGAUGAAUUACAUUGUGGCUGAAGUGGAAUUCCGUGAAGGGGAAGAUGAAGAGGAGAUAGAAGAGGAAGAUAACAUUGAAGAAAGUGAGGCAGAUGAAGAUGAGGAAGAUGAAUUACCUAAGUCUUCUUACAAGAGCCCACAAGUGAUACCAAAAGAAGAAAACAGAACAGGUGCCAACAAAUAUACCUACUUUGUGUGCAAUGAGCCUGGAAGGCCUUGGGUAAGGUUACCAUCAGUGACACCAGCACAAAUUGUUAUUGCAAGGAACAUCAAGAAAUAUUUCACUGGACGAUUAGAUGCUCCUAUCAUGAGUUAUCCCCCCUUUCCGGGAAACGAGAGUAAUUACUUGCGGGCACAAAUUGCUCGAAUUUCAGCAGGAACUCACAUUAGCCCUCUUGGUUUCUAUCAUUUUGGAGAAGAAGGUGAAGAGGAAGAAGAGGUAGAAGGGGGACAGGAUAAUUAUGAGAAAAAUCCUGAUUUUGAAGGCAUCCAAGUCACUGAGCUAGUAGAAUCCCUGUCCAACUGGGUUCAUCAUGUGCAACAUAUUCUACCUCAGGGCCGGUGUAACUGGUUUAACCCCAUACAAAAAAAUGAAGUAGGGGAAGAGGAAGAGGAAGAGGAAGAAGUUGAAGAUGAAGAAGUAGAAGAAAAAAGAGAGGAGUCAGAUAACAUUGAACAAGAAACGGGGCCACCUCUUUUGACUCCAAUCUCUGAAGAUUUAGAAAUUCAGAACAUACCUCCUUGGACAGCCCAGUUAUCUUCAAAUUUGAUUCCUCAAUAUGCUAUUGCAUUCCUUCGAUCUAACCUUUGGCUUGGAGCAUAUGUCUUUUCUGAUGGCAAAAAGUUUGAGAAUCUUUACAUAGGUUGGGGUCAUAAAUACAGUCCAGACAAUUAUACACCUCCACUUCCACCGCUUGUUCAACCAGAGUACCCCAGGAGGAUAGAAAUCAUGGAGAUGGAUGACCCCACUGUGGAUGAGGAGCAGGCUUUUCAGGUUGCCCAAGAGAAAGCUUUAUUUGAAUCUGAAAAAAUUGAAGAGACUGAAGAAGAAGAUGAUGAUGAUGAAGAUGAAGAUGACUAAUAAUAAUGGAAAAAUGAACUUAGUACCUCAUAAAUAGGUGCUUUGGGGAUACAUGUGUGAGUGAUAAUAGCAACUAAUCAUGUUCAGGAAUGCAAUUCCUUGAAGAUAUGAAAUUUGAUGUUUCAUAUAUGAAGCUCUUAUAUGGUUCUGGACAGGUAUGUAAAUAGAAGGAUAAAAGUAGCAACGCUGGUACUUUAUAUCACUAUAAAAAAUGCUUACAUAUUAGUAAGAGCGGUAUGGAAUAGAAAGUUAGGAAAAUCUUAGCUUGACCACUAACUGGCUGUGUAAUCUGGGGCAAGUUACUCAGCCUCUCUGUGCUUCCCCACCACCCAACUCCCAUCAUCUAUAAGUGCUAACUAAUUCUAAAAUUUUAUGAUCCUAAAUUCAAUUAUGCUUUAGAAAAUGGUCGAUUUAGAGGUCAAUUUGACUUAGGCCAUAUUUUGUUUUGAGAAAAAUUAUUUUAAAAUCCUAAAUUUUGAUAUUUUUAUCCCAAGACAUACAUAAUACUAUGUACAUAAUACUACAUACAUAAUACAUAAUUAACUAUGUGAAAGACACAUGGCCCUCAACAGUCCUUUACUAUGUGAGAAAGAGAAUGAAAGAAGAUAUAUGGAAAACUUUUUAAAUUCUUCAGGAAAAAGCAUUAUAUAGAUCACAGGUUCCCAACCUACAGUCCACACACAGACUAUAGAUUUCAGGAGCCUUAAAACUUGGAUAAGGAAAAAAUGUCAUCAUAAUUUUUAUUAACUUUUAACUAAAAUGUAGCAUUUCUUUCAAUUAUUUAAAACCAUUAUUCUGAGAAUGGGUCCCUAGGCACCAGACUGCCAAAAAAGGUCUAUGGUACAAGAACAGUUAUUAAGUCCUGAUGUAGAUCCAGAAACAUCAAUACUAUUGCUAUGUAAUUAAGAAUUGAGGGCAGCUAGUUGGUACAGUGGAUAGAGUACCAGUCCUGGAGUCAGGAGGACCUGACUUCAAA
Molecule: messenger RNA, 3274 nt
Organism: Phascolarctos cinereus (koala)
Lineage: Eukaryota; Metazoa; Chordata; Mammalia; Diprotodontia; Phascolarctidae
Gene: RSPH4A
Product: radial spoke head component 4A
Biological process (GO): axoneme assembly; cilium assembly; cilium movement involved in cell motility
Cellular component (GO): radial spoke; axoneme
Source: RefSeq, a predicted model, not a curated record